Kwoniella mangroviensis CBS 8507 is the source of this 1707-nucleotide messenger RNA. Its product is annotated as amidophosphoribosyltransferase. Gene Ontology annotation, molecular function: amidophosphoribosyltransferase activity. Gene Ontology annotation, biological process: purine nucleobase biosynthetic process; purine nucleotide biosynthetic process. Lineage: Eukaryota; Fungi; Basidiomycota; Tremellomycetes; Tremellales; Cryptococcaceae. Gene Ontology annotation, cellular component: cytoplasm. The transcript is spliced from 11 exons. Bases 1 to 1707 code for a protein of 568 amino acids. The record is from RefSeq and is a predicted model, not a curated record.
AUGCUCCUUACAGAUCUGCUGUGUGGUAUCCUCGGGUUACUCCUUCAUGACCCUUUGGCAACUCAGACCACUCUUGCUGGUACCGAGAUUGCCGAGGGUCUUUCUUUGUUACAACACCGAGGUCAAGAUGCAGCCGGUAUCGUCACCUGCGGGUCAGGUGGUAGAUUCUAUCAAGUCAAGGCCAACGGUAUGGUCAGAGAUGUCUUUGACGCUCCUGCCGUAGCUGGUCUCAAAGGUUGGAUGGGUGUCGGUCAUGUCCGAUACCCCACUGCCGGAAGUUCAGCUCAUGCCGAAGCUCAACCUUUCUACGUGAACUCACCUUAUGGUAUCGUGUUUGCCCAUAACGGUAACAUCGUUAACACCCCUUCUCUCCGACAAUUCCUCGACGUAGAUGCCCAUAGACAUAUCAACACCGACUCAGAUUCCGAGUUGUUGUUGAACAUCUUAGCCAACAACUUGCAAAAAACCGGUAAAUUCCGUAUCAACGAAGAAGAUAUAUUCACCGCUGUUGGUGAUCUCACCCGAACUUGUAUUGGUGCAUAUGCCUGUGUAGCCAUGAUCGCGGGUUUCGGUCUGAUCGUCUUCAGGGAUCCUAACGGUAUCAGACCUGCUGGAAUUGCUACUAGAAAGGGAGCAAGGGGAGGAACAGAUUAUUUGGUGGCUUCGGAGAGUGUAGUAGCGCAGGGUUUGGGUUUCACAGAAUGGGAGGACGUCAAAGCGGGCGAAGCAAUUAUCAUCACCCGAAGUAACAUCUCCCGACGACAAGUUGCUACGCCCCAAGCCUUCGCACCUGACAUCUUCGAACAUGUAUAUUUCGCCAGACCAGAUUCCACCAUCGACGGUAUCUCAGUGUACAGAUCUAGGAUGAAGAUGGGUGAUUUGUUAGCUGAGACUGUCAAGAAGGAGUUGGUCAAAGCGAAAUUGGAAAUUGACGUGGUCAUUCCUGUCCCUGAUACCUCCCGAACGGCGGCUUUGAACUGUGCUCAGGCAUUGAAUAUUCCUUAUAGAGAGGGUUUCGUGAAGAAUAGAUACGUGGGAAGAACUUUCAUCAUGCCUGGACAGACUCAACGACGCAAAAACGUACGAAGGAAGUUGAAUGCCAUGCCUGAGGAGUUUGCAGGAAAGACCGUCAUGCUUGUGGAUGACUCCAUUGUUCGGGGUACCACCUCCAAGGAGAUUGUACAGAUGGCCAAGGAUGUCGGCGCCAAGCGUGUGAUCUUUGCUUCUUGUGCUCCACCCAUUAGAUACUCUAACGUAUACGGUAUCGACAUGCCCUCGCCUCACGAGCUGAUAGCUCACGGCCGAACCACCGAGGAAAUUGCAGCGCACAUCGGAGCCGAUUUGGUGAUCUACCAAACACUCGAAGAUCUCGUGGAAUCAUGUAGACAAUUCAACCCAGCUAUCAAACAAUUCGACUGUUCGGUGUUCACCGGCGAAUACGUUACUGGAGGAGUUGACGAGAGGUAUCUGGAACAUAUCCAGAGAUUGAGGAAUGAUAAUGCCAAAGCGAAGAAGAAUCAGCAAGCUAUCGAAGCUGUUGAAGCUAACGAGGGGGGAUGCAACGGACCUAUGAACGGUUCAGAUGCCUUGUUGGGACGAUCAGAUUCCAUCAUGGGAUUAUCCAAUCAUUCUCCCAAGAUAGGUGCUACCAAUAUGCCCACACCGAAUGAUACGAUGGGUUUGCAUAAUUCAUGGUAUGGUCAGUAG